UGUUCCAACCGCGGCUCGGCGACGACCCCGUCGAGGUCGUCUCGUCAUCUCCUACCUUACGCGGCAACAUUUUCGCAAUGCAACUACGAAUCUGGCUGACCGUUUUAUAACGGCGGGCAUUUGGAGCUUCUCCCACCAACCGCCACUGCAAGUUUGGAAGCCCAGCGCCAAAGCCGACGCAAGCGCAGCAAUGGACGUGCCGUUCUUCGUCGCCUUCUCCGUCAUCCUCCUCCUCGGCCGGUACCUCCCCUUCGCGCUCCCGGCGAACGCGCGCGCCUCCCUGGCCAACGGCGCCGCGGCGCCGCCCGCCCGCGCCGCCAAGUGCGCCAUCUCGGUGGCCGUCGCGGGGCUCGCGCUGUUGGUGUCGUCCACGCAGUGCGUCUCUGCUUCCGGCGGCGGCCGGCCGCAGCAGCAGCAGUGCCCGGCGGAGGCGGCGAUGGAGGCGAGGGCGCUGUGGCUCAACUCCGCCGCGCUGUUCCUCGGGAUGCUCCUCGGGGCCGCCUCCGUGGCGCUGCACCCGCCCGCGCGCGCGCCGCCGGCCGUCGAGGUGGCCGUCGAGCACCUAACCGGGGUCACCGAGACCAUCGCGAUCACCGCGUUCGCGCACGACCUCUGCAUCCUCCUCAAGACCUCCAAGGUCUAACAAAUCGAGUUCCGCGACGGCAGCAUCGUCUUCAUCAGAAUUCAUGAUAGUAGUUCUGUUCACUUCAACAUCUAGAGGAAAAUUAGUAAUGAUGAUCGCCAACAUCAUCCAGUGCCGCGAUCUCUAUCAUCCGUCCCUGAUAAGCACUGCACUGACCGCGUCGUAGAUGCAUUAUCAUGCGGAAAAUCAUGGAAGGUCACUAUCUCCUAUAGUUUCACCAUGAUCAACCAGAACUGUACUGGCACAGAAAAUUCUGCUUGUGUAUUAUCAUAUCAGAGCGGUUGUUGGCGGGUCAAUAAUUUUGCUUUUGACAAAAACGUCUUGCGGCUUAGGGCCUGUUUGUUGUCUUGCGGUUUAGGGGCUGUUUGUUUCUCAAGACUAAACUUCAGUUCUGUCACAUCGAAUUUUUGAACAUCAUUUAGAAAUAUUAAAUAUAGAUUAGUUAUAAAGUCCAUUGCCCAAAUAAAGGCUAAUUCACGAGACGAAUCC
Panicum hallii is the source of this 1132-nucleotide messenger RNA. RefSeq lists its product as uncharacterized. Lineage: Eukaryota; Viridiplantae; Streptophyta; Magnoliopsida; Poales; Poaceae. The transcript has a single exon. The record is from RefSeq and is a predicted model, not a curated record. Bases 191 to 643 code for a protein of 150 amino acids.